GGCCAUCCCCGGGCCGGCAGGGGAGAAGGGGCCGCGGCGAGGCUUGGCCGUGUGCGGGAGGCGGAGCGGCGGGCGAUGGAGCCCCGGGCCUGAGGGGCCGGCCCGGCCGCCCCCUUGGCGGGCGAGCCCCGGGCGGGGGUCGGGGCGGGCGGGCAGCGGGACAUGGGCCCGGCCGCGGGCGGGGAGCGCCGCCCGCCCCCCCUGCGCUGAGCGCUCCUGCCCCGGCUCGGCCGCUGCUUUUUCCUCCCCCCUCGGCGGAGAACACCAAGAUUUUUUUUUUUUUUUCCCUUUUCUUAUUUUUUCUUUGUAUUUUUUCCCCCCCUGGAUAUUCUGCGCGACUGCAAAGAAGAGUUUUGUGGAUUUUUUUGUUUGUCUGUUUGUUUGUUUGGGUUUUUGUUUGUUUGUUUGUUUUGUUUUCCUCCUCUCCUGCCCUUGAACCGGGUUUGCCCCUCCUGUGCGUGCCUCUUUCUCCCGGAGCUAAGGCUGGAUCCUGGAACCUCAGCGAGGGGCGAAGCCUCGUUCGUACUCCCGCAGUAAAUGAGUAAAAUGUAAAUUGGAUAAUACGACCUCUUGCCAAAGGCUCCAAUGAGUGGCACACAGUCCACAAUCACGGACAGGUUUCCUCUCAAAAAACCUACGAGACACGGCAGCAUUUUGAGCAGAGAGUCUCCAGCUGACAAGAAGCAGAAGGUUGAGCGCUGCAGCAGCACCCACGACUUCGAUCCCACAGAAAGCUCCUCCAAGAAGACAAAGUCUAGUUCUGAGGAGAGUAGAUCCGAGACAUAUGGUCUGGUUCAGCGGUGUGUGGUGAUCCAGCGGGAUGAGAACGGAUUCGGGCUGACAGUCAGCGGAGACAACCCGGUCUUCGUGCAGUCCGUCAAGGAAGAUGGAGCAGCCAUGCGGGCUGGAGUGCAAACAGGGGAUAGAAUUAUCAAGGUGAACGGCACCCUCGUAACACACUCGAACCACUUGGAGGUGGUAAAGCUGAUCAAGUCGGGUUCCUAUGUAGCUCUCACUGUCCAGGGGCGCCCACCAGGGUCGCCCCAGAUUCCCUUGGCUGAUUCUGAAGUGGAUCUGGCAGGAUUUGGGCAUAUGUCUCCCAUCAUGACAUCUCCCCACUCACCUGGCACAUCAGGAAAUGCAGAAAGGAUCACCAGCCCAGUGCUUAUGGGGGAGGAGAAUAAUAUUGUCCACAACCAGAAGGUGGAGAUUCUGAGGAAGAUGCUACAGAAGGAGCAGGAGAGGCUGCAGUCUCUCCAAGAGGAGUACGGCCGGUCCCCCACCCCCCGCCUGCUCAAGGAGAUCCAGGAAGCCAAGAAGCACAUUCCUCAGCUGCAGGAGCAGCUCUCCAAAGCCACGGGCUGCACUCAGGAUGGAGUUUUGCCCUCCAGGUCUGUGUCAGAGUCGCUGCAGAUCGGCGAGGGGGAGGCAGAGAGUGGGGACUGUGGGAGCAAACUGGAUUACAGUGGGGACAGCCCCUCCAGACCCAACAGUGACAUUGCUGAUAGUCCUCGCAGUGGCUUGAAGGAGAGGAUUUAUCCAGAUGAGAGCCCAGAAAAGCCUGAGGUUCAAGAUACUGAUUCCCAGUCCAGUGUUGGAAGUCCUUUAUCCCGAGUGGGGACUCAGAUCAUUGGAGCAGAGGAUGAUGACUUUGACACGGAACAGGAGCAGAUCAAUGGACAGUGCAGCUGCUUCCAGAACAUCGAGCUCCUCAAGUCUCGCCCAGCUCACCUGGCUGUUCUCCUGCACCACGUGGUGUCCCAGUUUGAUCCUGCAGCGCUGCUGUGCUACCUUUACACUGACCUGUACAAACAGACCAACUCCAAAGAGACCCGGAGAGUCUUCCUGGAGUUCUACCAGUUCUUCCUGGACAGAGCUGCAAAUCUCAAAGUUCCAGUUCCAGAUGAAAUCUCCUUGGAACUAGACAGGAGAAGGCCAGAACUCCUUCCUGAAGAGCUUCACCGCCAGUUCAUACAAACUAUGCAAGAUAAAGUGUGUCCAGAAGUCCAGAGGAACCUGGAAGAUUUCAGGCAGAAACGCAGCAUGGGAUUGACCCUGGCAGAGGGGGAGCUCACCAAGCUGGAUGCAGAGCGGGUGCGGGACAGGAACGCGGUGGAGAAGGAGAGAAGCUGCGCCGAGCAGAUCAUCGCUAAAAUCGAGGAGGUCUUGAUGACAUCUCAGCCUUUGGAAGAAGACAAGAGCUCCACGAUGCAAUACGUGAUUCUUACCUACAUGAAGCACCUGGGAGUCAAAGUGAAGGAGCCUCGGAACCUGGAGCAGAAACGUGGCCGGAUCGGUUUCCUGCCCAAGAUCAAGCAAAGUAUCAAGAAAGAGAAAGAAGGAGAGGAAAAAGGGAAGAGAAGAGGCUUUCCCAAUAUUCUGGGCCCACCGAGGAGACCGAGUCGACACGACAGCAGUGCAAUUGGCAGAGCCAUGGAGAUGCAGAAGCCCAGGCACCCAAAGCACUUACCCACGGCCUCUUCUGUGAGCCCAGAGCCCCCAGAUUCCAGCAAGAUCCGCCAGAGUGGCUCCUCCAGUGACGGCACGGAUGCUCCAUACCCACCUGCCAACCCCAUGUCCCCCUUGGCAAUGGGGCCCUUUUCCUCCCCAGAGGGAAGCAAGGACAGUGAGACAGGUUUGAAGCAGCCUGGAGAAGCUCCACCUGCCAGUGACUCCAUGGAUGGCACACCCCGCACACCCAACACCACCUUUGAAUUUCCAUCUCCUUUGGAAAACCUGCAGGAGGAGGAGGGAGAAUCAGAGAGAAUGGUUGACAUGGGAACACCAAAACCUUUUCGCAAGAUGGACAGUGUUGGCUUUGCAGAUGUGCAGAGCGAAGAUGAGCUCUAUGAUUUCGACAUGGACAUGGACCCUCCCAACUGGCAGCAGCUCGUGAGCAGAGAGGUGCUGAUGGGGCUCAAACCCUACGAAAUCAAGCGCCAAGAAGUGAUUAAUGAGCUGUUUUACACGGAGAGAGCCCACGUCCGCACGCUGAAGGUCCUGCACAACGUCUUCUACCAGCGCGUGACCAGGGAAGGGAUCCUCAGCUCCAGUGACAAACGCAAAAUCUUCUCCAACCUGGAGGAUAUCCUUGGCCUUCAUGUUGCACUGAACGAUCAGAUGAAAACUGCGAAAAGGAACGAGACUUCUGUCAUUGGCCAGAUUGGGGAAGACUUGCUUUCCUGGUUUAGUGGAGCAGCAGAGGAGAAGCUGAAGCAUGCCACUGCCACGUUCUGCAGCAACCAGCCCUUUGCCCUCGAGGUCAUCAAGUCCCGCCAGAAGAAGGACUCGCGCUUCCAGACCUUCGUGCAGGAUGCUGAGAGCAAUCCCCUGUGCCGCCGGCUGCAGCUGAAGGAUAUCAUUCCCACAGAGAUGCAGAGGUUGACAAAGUACCCCCUUCUGCUGGAUAACAUUGCUAAGUACACAGAACUGCCUGAAGAGAAGGAGAAAGUCAAGAAGGCAGCAGAUCACUGUCGUCAGAUCCUCAACCACGUGAACCAGGCUGUCAAGGAGUCAGAGAACAAGCAGCAUUUGGAAGAUUACCAGCGUCGGCUCGACCUGUCCUACCUGAAGCAGUCCGAGGAUCCCAUGAUGGAUGAGUUCAGGAACUUGGACCUAACAAAGAGAAAAAUGCUCCAUGAAGGGCCUCUGACUUGGAAGGUGAAUCGUGACAAAACCAUUGAUCUCUACACUCUGCUGCUGGAGGACAUCCUGGUGCUGCUGCAGAAACAAGAUGAUAAACUGGUGCUGAAGUGCCACAGUAAGAUCUUGGCCUCCACGGCCGACAGCAAACACACCUUCAGCCCCAUCAUCAAACUCAACACCGUUCUGGUUCGUCAGGUGGCAACAGAUAACAAAGCUUUCUUCGUCAUCUCCAUGUCGGAGAACGGCGCUCACAUUUACGAGCUGGUAGCACAGACUGUCUCCGAGAAGAACGUGUGGCAGGACCUUAUAGCCCAGAUGGCAGGGACUGUGAAAAUGGGGAGUGCCAGGAGAGUGAUUCCAUUACCACAGUCAGGCCCUGGAGAGGAGGAGCGUGAGGAAGAGGAGCAGCAGAAGCUCAAAGAGCAGCACGACAUUCCUGCCAGCAGCCUCCAAAGCCCAGAUAAAGAUUUGGGACUGGAAUCUCCCUUAAUACUGAACGCUCAGUCCUCCUCCCCCAUCAUGUCUGAGAAGGCCAAGGUGGAAAGUCUGCUGGUGUCUGAAGGGCAGUUUGAGAAGGUGCAGCAGGCAGAGCUGACACUCAAAGGCUCCUCUGCAGGUUAUGAACACACAGCCACCGGCUCCCCCUCACUGUCAGAGGGGCAGUGGGCACGGGAUGCACUGAGGAACUUGGGUUUGCUGAGGCAGCUGUUGGUGCAGCAGUUUGGCCUGGCUGAGAAGGGGACCCUGGAAGAGCGGCAGCGCUUCCCCAGGUUCAGGACUGUCUCCCAGGAGGCGCAGACGGAGAGCGGGAACGAGCUCCAGCACUCUGACAGCGACAAAUUCCAGCCUGGAUCAGGCAGAACUGAGGAGCCCACAGCUGGUUAUGGCCUCCGGACUUCAGCUGAGUCUCCAGCCCCAGGGGAUGCCAUGCAGCUGGUGGGGAGAGACCCCAGGCCCAGUGGGAAUUUGGGAACGGACCGCGGGAGCGUGACCCUGGAGGCGUCCACCCCGGAGCUGGAAGGGGUGGGGGCCGAGGAGAGCGGGGAGCACUUUUUUGAUGCUCGGGAGGCUCACAGCGAUGAAAACCCCUCUGAGAGCGAACUGAUGGAGAGGAAGGAGGAAGAGGAGGUGCAAAUACGGAUCUCAGGAAAUUAUUUGAUCCUCGAUGGAUUUGGAACGGUGCAGGAGAGCUCCACGGACGAGGAGGUGUCCUCCCUGGUCCUCCAGUGCACGGGGGGUGGCCGGGCCCCUUUGGACUCUGCCCGGCAGCACCCGCUGUCCCCCCGGGACGCGCAGUCGGAGGGAGGGGGCUCCCCGUUCCCCGAGGAGAUGCUGGCCUCGCGCUGGGGGGGAGUGGAGGAGCCCUGCUCCUUCAUGGCAAGCCCUCCCCUGCCCCUGGAGAUCCGUGUGCAGCUCAUGCAGUACAUCCAGAACAUUGAGGACGCCCUUGAAAAGCUAAAGGAGGUGGAGGAGGACUACACCAUUCUCCGACGCCAAGGGCUGGCUGGCUCAGCCUCCACAGGAGAGCACUCAGACAAAAGCUAGUCGUGUUUUCAGGAGUGGCUGAAGAUGGGAUGAAGAGUAUCAGGACACAGCACCCGCUGUCUUCCUUGUGGACUCUUGAGACAAGAGGGUUUGGACCAUCCAAACACGAACCAGACUUUAGCAAAGUGGGCAUGGGGUGCUUUUCCUGUGGGGCAUCUGCACUAUCUUGUCAGUGAGGGAGUCUAUUCUAUUCUGCUCCUCUCCUUGCUACCAGAAAUUCAUUUUUCAGAACAGAAAAAAAAAAAAAAAACAAAAACCAAACCAAAUGUACAGAGCUUUGGGUGUAGGAUAUAAAAAAAUGUAUUUAGACAUUUAAAAAGAAAAAAAAAUCAAUGUAUUUAUUUGACUUCAUUCCGUGUAUCAAAAGCACAUUUUAAUUUUUUAAUCUGCCUUUUUUUUUUUUUUUUUUCCAUUUUGUUUUGUUCUGUUUGAACUGGGUAGUGACAGUUCUAGCCCCCUGCAUGUGGACCAUCCUGGGUCAGGGGUGAGGGGCCAGGGUGUUACCUGUGUGCAGGUGUAUCUUUACUUCACUGGACUGGACUCUGCACUCCCUGCUGGCAACUCGAAACUGCCAUGCCAAGAGCUACUUAUGAAGGUGUUAGGAUGACUUGUGGCUGGAAUUACCUGUAUUUUCAACCAACUGCAUGGGAAUUGCUCCUGUCACCGCCUGUGUAACAAGAAUUUUCCAUGCACUAAAAAAUCCAGGCACUUGAGAUGGGCGAGUUUUCCUUUUCCCAUUCCUUCGUUGACUUGCAAGAUCAGGCUGGGAGAGGAGAAAGAGAGGUUUAAUUUUUUAUUUUUUAUUUUUUUUUCUUGACUUUGUUGGCUUUGAUCAUUGUCUCCUUUGUAAAGUGAUAAAAAUACUUGGACCUGCA
This is a messenger RNA of Myiozetetes cayanensis, 6065 nucleotides long. RefSeq names its product Rho guanine nucleotide exchange factor 12 (gene ARHGEF12). Gene Ontology annotation, cellular component: cytoplasm. The record is from RefSeq and is a predicted model, not a curated record. Gene Ontology annotation, biological process: G protein-coupled receptor signaling pathway; Rho protein signal transduction. Gene Ontology annotation, molecular function: guanyl-nucleotide exchange factor activity; GTPase activator activity; G protein-coupled receptor binding. Lineage: Eukaryota; Metazoa; Chordata; Aves; Passeriformes; Tyrannidae.